AUGUCAAACAAAUUUGAUAAAGUUUAUGUUGAUGAAUUAUUAACUAAAAGAAUUUCAUUCGUGAAAGAAAUUAAUGGAAACUAUGCUGACCAAAAUAGACCUGAAGAUGCUAAACCAGUAUAUUUUCCAUCUGGUAUCAAAAUUGAUGAUUUAACAAUUCAAAACAUUAAAGGUAAAAAAGUUACAUAUGAAAUUAAUGGUGAAGAUAUUAUUGAAACAUUACCUCCUAACUUUCCUGAUGGUCUUCAAGUUAAUGGUAAAAAUGUCAUGGAAGAAAUUGAUACUACAAACACAACUGUUAAAAAUAAUUAUGAUGACUUAAAUGCAAAAAUCAUUCAAACAAAUGCAACUGUUAAAAGUAAUUAUGAUAAUUUAACACGAAGAAUUAAUGGAAAUGCAGAAGUAAUAAAUCUUAAAGCUCAUAAAGGUUAUGUUGACCAAGAAUUAAAGAAAAAAUAG
Molecule: messenger RNA, 459 nt
Organism: Trichomonas vaginalis G3
Lineage: Eukaryota; Parabasalia; Trichomonadida; Trichomonadidae
Exons: 1
Coding region: 1-459 (152 amino acids)
Source: RefSeq, a predicted model, not a curated record